This is a messenger RNA of Neurospora hispaniola, 1032 nucleotides long. RefSeq lists its product as uncharacterized. The record is from RefSeq and is a predicted model, not a curated record. Bases 1 to 1032 code for a protein of 343 amino acids. NCBI's taxonomy places the organism in Eukaryota, Fungi, Ascomycota, Sordariomycetes, Sordariales, Sordariaceae. The transcript has a single exon.
AUGCCAGUCCAGCUAUUACCGGCCUCGGCCGCCGCCUUUGCCCCAAGAGCAUCUUCCGUCAACGUCGUGCUGGGUUCCAAGGUUGAGCCAUGGUUGACCAAGACACUGAAGCGCAUCAACAAAGUCAAGAGGCCUCUCAACAGCGUACCCCAGCACACAAAAUGCUUGACUGAGACCCUGUCCUCACCGAAUGCCAUCUGGAUCCUGGCUUCGCUCAUGCUCCCCAAGGCUCCCGAAGACAAACUCAAGAACGACUCAAACCCGUUGGUUGAGGCCAUCUCCAACUACCAGCUUAUCCACCUGGAGGCUUACAUCGUCCACGUCGACAUGGUCCUGAGGAACGAGGUUGCCUUCAAGCUUACCCCCGACACCAUCGAGUCGCUCAUCGAGUACCACAAGGACGUCCACUGCCCCAAUACCAAGGCCAGUACGUACGACUGGUCUGAGAAGGAUCAGCAAUGCAAGAAGCUUCACGAGGACUUUGUUCAGGCCAUCAACAAGUUUGUCUUCACCACGCACGUGACGGCUUUGGAAGGUCUCGAAGAGGAGGGAGCUGGAGAAUUGCUGGAUGGUAGGAGCGAGGAUGUCAAGAGUGCCGUCAUGAACCUCUACAAGCCGCUGCUGCCGCCUCCGCCUAGGAUCGUCGAUGUCGUCCGUCAGCCUCCUUUGUUGCCCAGCUCUCCCGCCAACGUUAGCAGGUGGUCGCAACCCACAACGCCCUCGUCGCUGCCUGCUCCUGUCGAGUCGUGGAGAGUCCUACCGUCGAGCCCCAGUGUGGCAUCAUCCGGAUCCGCCAGCCCCCCCAUGUGGGCAAGCAUGGGUGUCAGCGAGGUGCAAAUGCCCUCACCUACACCUGCUUAUAGCACGCCGUCCUACAGCACGCCUUUCUCCUCGGCCGGCUACUACUACGGCUCUACGCUCGUCUCCGCCCCCCUUCCGCUACCCAGCAUGCUUGCUCCUCAUUGCGGAGUUAGCAUGGGAUUUAACAACUUCGGUUGGGAUCGCUAUCAGGAGUACACCACGACAAUGUGA